Molecule: messenger RNA, 708 nt
Organism: Knipowitschia caucasica
Lineage: Eukaryota; Metazoa; Chordata; Actinopteri; Gobiiformes; Gobiidae
Source: the annotation of a GenBank genome assembly
AUGGUUGGAUACAAAAGUAAUGACUCCACAUGGGGAAACACCAAGGAGCUCUUUGAAGCAAGCUUAGUGACGUCGAAGGAGAAGAUCCCAGUCCCAGACAAGGCAACACGAGAGGACAAAGGGGCAACUCAAAGAGGAAACCACAAGGCAGACAGAAUGGACCUAAUGCUAAGAGGCAGUGUCGGCAGCCUUACGCAGAAAAUACAGAUGAAGAUGAAGAACCCAGAGUCCAUGAAACUCGAAGAUUUACCAGACCUAACAACACCAACUACAACCAUAGAGCCGGUGUCUCCAGAGAUACAUUUCAUCAGCACAACAACAGAACUUCCUCGAGCACCCCAGAGGAGCCUCAACACCCCAGAGGAGCCUCGAGUCCCGGACACCCCAGAGGAGCCUCAAAUAACUCAAGAUUUCAGAAAAAUUAUGAGGCAGGAGGCAGAGGAGGCAGAGGAGUCAGAGAAGACAGAGGAGGCAGAGGAGGCGGAGGAGGCGGAGGAGGCGGAGGAGGCGGAGGAGGCGGGGGAGGCAGAGAAGACAGAGGAGGCAGAGGAGGCAGGGGAGGCAGAGGAGGCGGAGGAGGCGGAGGCAGAGGCAGAGGAGGAAGAGGAGGCAGGGGAGGCAGAGGAGGCAGGGGGAAAAAUACGUCGCAAUUCCGGAAUACUCGUAGAAACUAUGAAGACAAUACAAAGCCUCGUAAAACGUUCAUGA